Lagopus muta (rock ptarmigan) is the source of this 9240-nucleotide messenger RNA. RefSeq names its product fms related receptor tyrosine kinase 1 (gene FLT1). Gene Ontology annotation, cellular component: plasma membrane; signaling receptor complex. The transcript has 30 exons. The record is from RefSeq and is a predicted model, not a curated record. Lineage: Eukaryota; Metazoa; Chordata; Aves; Galliformes; Phasianidae. Gene Ontology annotation, biological process: cell migration; positive regulation of kinase activity; vascular endothelial growth factor receptor signaling pathway. Bases 25 to 4140 code for a protein of 1371 amino acids. Gene Ontology annotation, molecular function: ATP binding; vascular endothelial growth factor receptor activity.
CGGGGAGGGCUGCGGGGCCGCUGGAUGCUGAUGCCGCGCCGCUAUCUCCGCCACGGCGGGAGGAGCCCGGCACCGAGGAGAGCCCGUCGGAGCUCGGUCGGCGCCUCCGCCUCUCUGCCGUCUCCACGGAAAGAGCCCCGCGCCGCCUCGGGCAGGACCAUGCCCCGCCAGCUGCUCUCAGGGACCGUGCUGCUGGGAGCCGCCUUCCUGCUCGCAGGAUCGACUUCAGGAUCAAAAUUAAAAGUUCCUGUGCUGAGCGUGAAUGGCAGACAGCACAUUGUUCAAGCAGGCCAGCCUUUAAAUCUCACAUGCAGGGGGGAAAUGCUUCAUUCAUGGUCUUUGCCUGAAACUCUAAGUAAGGACAGCAAAAGGCUGAAUGUAACUAAGUAUGCCUGUGGAAGGAAUGGGACACAGUCCUGUAGCACUCUGACCUUGAGCAGAACUCAAGCAAAUGACACUGGAAGAUACAGCUGCAGAUACCCGACGAGUCCAGUGAAAAAGAAGAGGGAAUCUAUAGUCUAUGUAUUUAUCAAUGAUACAAGCAAUCCAUUUGUAGAGAUGCACAGUGAUAUACCUAAAAUAAUACACAUGACGGUGGGAAAAGAAAUGAUCAUUCCUUGCAGAGUCACAGCACCAAACAUUGCUGUCACGUUAAAAAAGAUUCCCAGAGAAACCCUAAUUCCUGACGGCAAAACGAUCAUCUGGGACAACAUGAGAGGCUUCAGAAUACCUGAGGCAACCUACAGAUUCAUAGGGCUCCUGAGCUGUGAGACGACCAUCGGUGGGCACAAGUUUAGCACGAAGUACCUAACGCACCGAGAGACCAACACAAUUUUUGACAUUAAGUUGAGCACCCCACGCCUUGUCAAGCUGCUGAAGGGAGACAGCCUGGCAAUCAACUGCACAGUCAAGGCAGCCUGGAACACCCGCGUGCAAAUGACGUGGACUUAUCCUGGGGAGGCCAUGAAGAGAGGUUCUGUAACACAGCGCAUUGACCAGAAGAAUAGAGAAGCCAAUGUUUUUUACAGUAUUCUUGUUAUUGACAAAGUUCGUGAUAUUGAUAAAGGCCAGUAUGCCUGCCAUGUGAAGAGUGGACCCUCAAACAAAUUAGUCAACACAACAGUCAUAGUUUAUGAUAAGAGAUUCAUUAAUUUGAAACGUCGAAGAAAAACUAUGCUGGAGGCUGUAGCAGGAAGAAAAUCCUAUCGCUUGCCAAUGAAAGUGAAGGCAUUUCCCUUGCCAGAGGUUACAUGGUUAAAAGAUGGGUUGCCUGCUGCUGAAAAGUGUGCCCGGUACAUGGUAAAAAAUUAUUCAUUAAUCAUCAAGGAUGUUGCUGAGGAAGAUGCUGGGAACUACACUAUAAUAUUGAGCUUACGACAGUGGAACUUAUCCAAGAAUCUUACAGUCACUCUUAAAGUAAAUGUGAAACCCCAGAUAUAUGAAAAUGCUGUGUCAUCAUUCCCUGAUCCAAAUCUGUAUUUAUUGAGCAGCAAACAAGUGCUGACAUGCACCGUGUAUGGUAUUCCUCCGCCAAAAAUAACAUGGAUGUGGUAUCCCUGUAGACAAAACCAUUCCAAAACAAGACGUGGCUUUUGCUCUCACACUGAUGGAUCUUUCAACCUGAAAACUGGGAGCAACGUAGGAAACAGGAUCCAGAGCAUCAUUGAGCGAACAGCCAUCAUAGAGGGCAAAAACAAGACUGCUAGCACUCUUGUUGUAGCUGAAGCCAAAUCUUCUGGAAUCUACAGCUGCGUGGCAUCCAACAAAGUAGGAAAAGCCGAAAGAAAUGUCAGCUUUCUUGUAACAGAUGUACCAAGUGGAUUCCACAUAAGUUUGGAAAAAGUUCCCAUUGAAGGAGAGAAUCUGGUAUUGUCCUGUUCAGCCAACAAAUUCAUGUACAAAGACAUUUCUUGGAUUUUACCGAGGACAGUCACUAAUCAAACGAAAGCAAGGAAGGCUCUCAAGGAAUACUCCAUCACCCUCACUCUGACCAUCAAGAAUGUUUCCCUGGCACACUCGGGCACCUAUACCUGCCGAGCAAGGAACAUAUUCACGGGGAAAGAAGUGCUUCAAAAGAAAGACGUUUCAAUCAGAGCGCAAGAGGCACCAGCUCUGCUGCGGCAGCUUGUGGAUCAGACGGUGAACACCAGUAACUCUGCCAUGCUGGAGUGCCAGGUUCAUGGCAUCCCCGAGCCCCAGAUAACCUGGUUUAAAAACCACGAGGAAAUACAGCAAGAAUCAGGAAUAAUUUUAGGGCCUGGAAGCCGAAUGCUGUUUAUUGAAAGAGUAAAAGAGGAGGAUGAAGGACUUUACCAGUGCAUAGCCACCAACUUGAAGGGAUCUGUGGAGAGCACAGCGUAUGUCACAGUACAAGGCACAGUGGAGAGAUCGAACCUGGAACUGAUAACCCUGACCUGUACCUGUGUGGCUGCAACACUUUUCUGGCUCCUGCUGACCCUCUUCAUACGCAAGCUGAAGAGGCCUUAUUUAUCUGAAACAAAGAUGAAUCAUUACCUGUCAAUCAUCAUGGAUCCGGACGAAGUGCCCUUAGAUGAGCAAUGUGAACGUCUGCCUUACGAUGCCAGCAAGUGGGAGAUUGCACGGGAACGACUGAAGCUAGGAAAGUCGCUUGGACAUGGGGCCUUCGGGAAGGUGGUACAAGCAUCUGCUUUUGGAAUUAAGAAAUCACCAACAUGCAGAAUUGUUGCUGUAAAAAUGCUGAAAGAAGGGGCCACAGCGAGUGAGUACAAAGCACUGAUGACUGAGCUCAAAAUCCUGAUCCACAUUGGCCAUCAUCUGAAUAUUGUGAAUUUGCUGGGAGCCUGCACAAAAAAUGGAGGGCCUCUGAUGGUGAUUGUUGAAUACUGCAAGUAUGGGAAUUUAUCAAACUAUCUGAAAAGCAAGAGGAAUUUUUUCAGCCCCACCAAGGACCCCUCUCUACAAGGAGAGCUGACGAAAGACAAAAAGGGUAUCGAGGCAAUGGAAGGCAAGAAACAAAGGCUGGCCAGUGUUACCAGCAGCGAGAGCUUUGCGAGCUCUGGGUUUCAGGAAGAUAAAAGUCUGAGCGAUGAGGAGGAGGACGAGGAGGAUGCUGCUGAGCUCUACAAGUUGCCCCUCACUAUGGAGGACCUGAUUUCAUACAGCUUCCAAGUGGCCAGGGGCAUGGAGUUCCUCUCCUCCAGAAAGUGCAUUCAUCGUGACCUGGCAGCCAGAAACGUCCUUUUAUCUGAGAACAAUGUAGUGAAGAUCUGUGAUUUUGGCCUCGCAAGAGAUAUUUAUAAGAAUCCUGAUUAUGUGAGAAAAGGAGAUGCUCGACUUCCUCUCAAGUGGAUGGCUCCGGAAUCCAUCUUUGAUAAAAUCUACAACACCAAAAGCGAUGUGUGGUCCUACGGGGUGUUGCUGUGGGAGAUAUUUUCCUUGGGUGCCUCUCCGUACCCUGGAGUCCAAAUAGAUGAGGACUUCUGCAGCAAACUAAAGGAAGGCACAAGGAUGCGUGCCCCAGAGCAAGCCACCGAGGAGAUUUACCAAAUCAUGCUGGACUGCUGGCGGAGCAACCCCAACGAGCGGCCGCGGUUCUCGGAGCUGGUGAAGCGGCUGGGUGACCUGCUGCAGGCCAGUGUGCAACAGGAAGGCAAGGACUACAUCCCCCUCAACACUAUCUUCACAACUGAAAGUGGGCUUCCCCCUGCAUCUGAUCCUUUGUGCAAUGAGAAGUUUCCUGUUCCAAGCCCAAGCUGCCGAAGCACGGAAAGAGUGAGAUACAUAAAUACUUUCAAAAUAAAGCCACCCCAGCGCAUAAAGACAUUUGAAGAGCUUCCCAUCAAGGAAACACUUGUAUUUAAUGACUACCAAGCAGACAGCGGGAUGGUGCUGGCCUCAGAAGAACUGAAGCGCUUCACGUGGACAGGCAGCAAGCAGAAGUGGACACUCUUUGGCGUGAAAGGCGUCAGCAGGAGCAAGGAGUCAGGGCUUUCUGGAAUAGCAAAGCCGAGAAGCUUCUGCAGUUUCAGUUGUGACCAACUCAGCGACUCCAAGAGAAGAUACACUCAUGGAAACACAGUGCUGGAGAAAAUGAAAGUGUGCCACUCUCCCCCUCCUGACUACAGCUCAGUAGUCCAUCACUCCCAGCCAUCCAUUUAAGUGUUUCUGGGCUAAGAUUUAUGUAGCUUGCUCUUAAGGUAAUGCCUCCUAUUCUUUUUUUUCUUUCAUGGAAACUACAACAGAUACAAUGAGAAUAGUAACAGUAUUUGGUACAGCAAAUUCUCAGCUACAAAAUGUUAUUUUUCAAUACAGUCAUCACCAUUGGUCAAUUCAUGUGGAUGAGCUGGUUGAGACUCUUCAUUUUGCGGUGUGACAGCUGUGCAAGGCCAUCUGGAUGAUGCCUUCUCUUUCAUGUCUCUGUCACCACUGCCAAAAUGCACCACCCACUGCCUCACUGUGCUCACACCCACUGUCUGAUCUCCAUAAAUGUUCAGCAAGCUUCUAUGAAUGUCAGUGGGUGCUGUUUUUUCUGCAUGGAGGAACUCCAUGGCACCUUUGCGUUAUACACACUUUCAUGUCAGAUGCCGUCCUGUCAGACUGCCCCUGUGCUGCCAUCUGUCACACCACAAUACAUAUCAGAAUAUUGCUGGGAAGGUUCAACCUCUGCUGCCAUACCACCAACACCCCUCUCUGAUGUCACGGACCAGCGUGAUAAAAUAGGAGGCAUUACUUUUAGAGCAGUCCUCAUAAUAUGCAUUUUUAAAAAAGAUUUCUCUAAAAUAAUGUCAGUUUAGACAUGUUGACCCCAGUAAUUUUAAUUAUGCUAAAAUCUAAGAGGAUAUCAUUGACAAUCUAAGUGAUCUUUGUUUCUACAGACCACUAUAUACAUGUACAAAACAUAGCAAAAUACUGCUUAGGCCUUGACUUUCCUAAUGCUGAACAGCAAUAGCUGUAAUAACUUUCCCAGUGCUUCUGACAACCAGAACAGUCAUCAUUACAAACAAAACAAGUUCACGGUUGGUCCCUCGGCAGCAGAGGGGCACGCAAUGCUGCACUAAUCCAGCCUCCAGUUGGGAGAGGCAGCUGGGGGGAGUCCAUAGCAUAAAGCAUCUUGGAAUUUGCACCCUAUUGCGUGGGUCUAUAGUGAGGCUAUCUGUGUAGGGUUGAAAAAUGAAGGAUGCUUUGAGAACAACAAGCAGAUCAUGCACUACUUUGAGAUCCUCUGGGGAAGGCCAUUCCUCUGAAUGAGUCAGAUUGGGAUGAGACAACACAAGUCUUACUGCUCCAGAGGACAAAAGAGGGAGGGAGUCUUGCAAAGCAAGAAUUUCAAAACACAGUUUGCAAGGAUACAAAAGACCUAAGAUCAAAGCCAGUACUAUGAUAAGAAGGAACGCAGAUCAACUCAGUUUGGUCAAUCCUACUGGAACCAGGUAAACUAAAUAUUGCUGAAGUUUUGCACUUUGUCAAUGUGCCAACAUUCACACACUGGAAACAAACAAGAUACACUAAAGCCAAGCUCUGUCUGUGAAAUCUAAUGGCCUUUCUAACACUGCACUGAGUAUAUUUUGUUUAUGGGACUCUGGCUGAAAAAGACACUAUGGCUACUAAACUGCAUAUACUUAAAGCAAAGUAUUAAUUUCUAGAGAGUGUCUAGAGUGCAAUGGGAUUGUUUAGAAGUGACACGGCAAUCUGUUUAGAGAGUUAGGGCAGCUUUUUUUUUAAUGAAGGCAGUUGAAUUUCUAGGUUAGUUAAUAGUAUAUAUGUACAGGAAUAAAAAUGCAUCAUUGAUUUAUAACAGAUUUUUGUAUAGCAUCUCAGAAAGGACGUGAAUGUUCCCUGUUCAAGGUGCAUAGGGAUGUACUACCCCCUUUUAUCUUUGAAUUCAAUGUUAACAAGGAUUUGGCCAUUUAACAGCACUGAAUCAUUGAAAAUGUUACAUAGGAUUCUGAUCUCUUGAGUCAGUUUAAGAACUGUGAACUUAACCCAUUAACAGACCUAAAGGCAAAUGAUCUUUUGUAUAUUUACAAAGGAAAAUGAUCUCGUGUAUGCAAGUAAAAGAAAUAUGCAUUGCUACUUCUAAACUGUACAUCAGUUCCAGUUCCUCCUUCCCAAAAGAUCACCAGUUUUAAAUACAAACUAUUGCACCACCUCUUUCUGGUAAAAAUAAAAAAUAAAUUCAGAAAACAAUUUCUUAAGUCCAGUUCAGCAAAAAAAUUAACUAUGGGAUAAUGCACCUCUGAAGUGUUUGCACAAUGUAAAUAUAUAAAUAUGCUUUUUCUGCAUAAAUAUUUAAGAAAACUGAUCUACAAAGACUACUUUUAUAUGAAUCCCCUAAGUUUCUGUGAUGUGAAUAACCCAUAUUUUAUCUUGCAUUUUCUGUCUUCGCAUAGCAUAUUCGAUCACUAAAUUCAUGCAAUAAAGUUUGCUUUUUGGAAGAAUCUACCAAAUUCGUUAAUCCAGCAUCAGAAAUUACUGCAACAGAUGGCUCAGCGCUGAGCAGCACUAAAACACAUAAUGCACCAGUCUUGUGAGCAAAUAGGACCAUGGAGCAAUGGCACAGACAGCACGCUCCACACAACAAACUUGACACAGUGACAGACACCUGUACUCCUUCCCUGUGCCAGAGAAAUCCACUCACCUCUGCGUAUCUAAGAAAUGCUUACUGCUGUCUGGAGACAAAAACUCAACUCUGCCUCCAAGAAAGCCACUGUUUCACUGUGGGGGGAGACAAAUCAGCCCAGUGACCAAUAUUCCUUAACGGUCCCCAUUCUGCUCACACAAAGCUAGUUGUCACCAACAAAGCCUGUUCUGAACUGGCAGUGUCACAAGCUAGCAGCUCAUGCCCAGUAGCUGUUCACUCUUGUUCAGAAAACCUCCAAAUCCCCACCCCAGAUGCACAGCCCAGAGAAGCUGCCUCUACUUAGGUGUCUAUCAAAGGCUUUCUGCCAUAUUUUAUGACUUAACUGCAUCUCCAAGCCAUGCUGAAAGGAGGUUGACAUGAUAUCUUCUCCAGAGACACAGAACACAGUGGUGUUACGUACAGCUGUAGGAUGCUCUGCAGCUCUUGCUGCACAUUACUAAGAAAAGCUACAGGGGCUUAGCACAGCUUUAGUUUUAAAUCAUAGAAUGAUCUGGGUUGUAAGCCCAUCAAGUUGGAUCAUCUAGUCCCUUCCCCCCACCACAGGCAGGGUUGCCAACCACUAAAUCAGACCCUAGCCCAGGGCCCAUCCAACCUGGCUUUGAACACCUCCAGGGAAGGAUGGAGCAUCCACAGCUUCUCUGGGCAGCCUGUGCCAGCACUUCACCACUCUGUCAGUGAAUAACUUCCCCUGACAUCAAACUACAAGAGGGGAGAUUUAGAUUAAAAACCAUUCCCUUUUGUCCUAUCACCACCUUCUCCCAUAAACAGUUGAUCUCCCUCCUCCUUAUAAGCUUCCCUUAAGUAACGGAAGCCACUAUGGCACCCACAUUCACCUUGGCAGGAAUGCUCAAUAAACUGUUCUCCAGGAACUCAUCCCUCUGGACAUCAUCCCUUCCUUCUGCCAUACCAGCUGCACCGCUCAGCUUGGUGUCAUCAACAAAUUUGCUGAGAGCACACUCAAUCCCAUUAUCUGUGUCACUGAUAAAUAUUUUAAAGAGUACCAAUCCUACGAUGGACCCCUGGGGGACACCUUUCACUGGCCUCCACCUGGACACAGAGCCAGUGACAACAAUCCUCCGGCCAAGAUCAUCCAAUAAAUUCCUUAUCUACUGAUCAAUGCAACCUUCAAAUCCAUCUCUGUCCAAUUUAGAGAUUGAUGGGGGACCAUGUCAAAGGCCUUGAAGAAGUCCAAGUAAAUGGCAUCACUUGCUUUCCCUUUAUCCAUCAGUGCCAUCAUUCCAUCACAGAAGGCCACGAGGUUGGUCAGACAAGACCUUCCCCUGGUGAAGCCAUGCUGGCUGUCUCAGAUCACCUGCUCCUCCCUCAUGUGCCUUAACAUCUCUUUAAGGAGGAUCUGCUCCUAGAUCUCUCCAAGCAUGGAGGUGAGGCUCACCAGCCUGUAGUUCCCCAGAUCCAACUUUCUCCCUUUCUUAAAAAUGCAAGUGAUACAUUUACCUUUUUCCAGUCACCAGGGACACUGUACGAUAGCCAUGACUUUUCAAAUACGAUGGAGAGAGGCCUGGCAAUGAAGUCUCCACACAAUAGAAUUUCUAGAAACAAUGCAAUUUAAGGGAUAAGAACUCCUUACUAAAUGAAUACUAAUUACCAACUAUUUCAUAUAUAUUGCACAAAGUUUCCUGUUACAUAAGCAUAGUCAGAACUGGAGUAAGUUCUUCUAUGUCAAUCCAAAAGUCAACUCACCACUGUAUGUUAACAGUACAGAAAAGAAAUCCUGUUAAAUGAAGCUGCCAAUUACUUGACAUGCAAAUUCUCAAGAAAAAAUAAUAUAUUUGCUACUGAGUUGACUCAGAGUUAAGGAAGUGUGUAUUAGUGUGACUUGCGUAAUCAGCAUCUGUAUGUUUUAGGAUAACUCAUGUACUCCAAGUGGCAAGCACUAAAAACUAUUAGUGAAUCACAGCUGUUUGAACUUUGCACUGGAAACAAAACACAGAAGAAAUAUGGCUGAACAGAAUACAGAUCCAGCAGAAGAGCUGAAAAGCUGCAUAUCCAAAUACUUCAAUAGUUCACGUUGUCAAAAAAAGGCCACGUUGUUUCUGGUAUUCUUUAUUAAAAAUACUGCUGUACACAUGAAGAAUGAAAACAGGAUUAAAGAUGAGUAACACAUAUGGGGAUCAUGACAUCAGAACUUAACAUACUGGUGCUUUUUAGGGGAAGGAGUUGACACCUGAAUUACUGAAACAAGGGCAAAUCAAAAAAUAUAUAGAUACCCCUCAACAAAAUAUUUACAAUAUAGUAAAUACAGCAACAGAAUUUAAAACCAGUACAAAAAUUAAAAUGACCAACAUCACAUGAUUUCAAAGGUUGCCCCGUCUGUGCUUUUAGCUGUAAGAAUAGAAAGGUUAGAAUUAAAUUUCCCAUCUAGAAGGACACAUCCUGGUGGCUCUUCUUUAUAAAUACAGACAUAUAAUUCUUCCUAUGAAUGGACUGAACUAGAACUUUAGGACAACCUUCUAAAUGGAAUUAAAAGGGGGCAGAAGGGCUCUCCCCCAAAAAACACCCAAGCUAAACUUCAGACUGUUUAAAUCAUUCCCAAAUACAAACCAAAUGAAAUAAAUAGGAAAAAAAAAAAAACAAAGCUCAACUUUUUUUUUUUUAAU